Ostrinia furnacalis (Asian corn borer) is the source of this 3164-nucleotide messenger RNA. It is a transcript of the gene Topors, whose product is annotated as Topoisomerase I-interacting protein. The transcript is spliced from 5 exons. Gene Ontology annotation, molecular function: ubiquitin protein ligase activity; metal ion binding. Gene Ontology annotation, biological process: protein monoubiquitination; protein polyubiquitination. The record is from RefSeq and is a predicted model, not a curated record. NCBI's taxonomy places the organism in Eukaryota, Metazoa, Arthropoda, Insecta, Lepidoptera, Crambidae. The coding region runs from base 359 to 2452 and encodes 697 amino acids.
UAAAUAGUUUUUCUCAGUGACAGCAGCUGCUGAUCAAUGUUUUUUGUUGGACGUUACCUACUCUGUAACCAUUAAUGUGUUUGGUUGUUUGUUCGGUGGAUUAUUCUUUUUCAAUUCUCGCAUUUUUAUCAAUUUGGUUCUGGUAACUUAUAGUAUCAUUUGGUUACAAUGGUGUUACUUCGCCCGUCUAGUUGUAUUAUCAAUUGCAUGUGAAUAGCUAAAACAUUUUUACGGUUACACUCAUCACGUCACAGGUUCUAGGGAAAUCUGUCAAGAUCACGCACAUUGACAAUAAAAAAAUAGCUAUGCCUUGAUUGAUAUCAUUUUAUCCCGCAUCUUCGGAGCUAAGAUAUCAAACAUGGAAACAGUAUCAACUCCAAUGCAAGAUGACAGCUCUGGAGCAAAUCCCAGCAGUGCAAGUGUUAAGAGUGAUGACAGCAGUCCACGGCAUGAAAGUGGCAGAGGCUCCCCGCCCCCCAACUGUGCCAUUUGUCUGGGCACUUGCAGAAAUAAAUCAUUCACAGAUUCCUGUCUUCAUCAAUUCUGCUUUAAAUGCCUUUUAACAUGGAGCAGGGUAAAGGCUGAGUGUCCACUUUGCAAACAAAACUUCAGGUCUAUUAUACACAAUGUACGUUCCAACCAUCAGUAUGAAGAGUACAUGGUGGAACAGCGUCAAACUGAAGAGGCGCUUGAAAGACUCGACUUUGAAAGUCUCACUGCAAGCACUCGAAGAUUUAGAUACAGGACGACGCUCACGCUGCCGCGGCGCGAGACGAUCGCGAUCCAGCAGCUGCUGCUGCAGCACUACCCCAUCAUGGCGGACGUGUUCCCGCCGCCCGCGCCCCGCACGCUGCCCGCGCGCCGCCGCCGCUCGCCCGCCGCCUUCCGCCGCACCGUCUACCGCCACAACCUCUGGGCGCGCCCGCUGCCCGACUUCACCGGCCGCUUCCGCGACUGCUCGCCCGAGUUCUACAGGUACAACGACUCGCAGAUGCACCGCUUGGUGCCGUGGCUCAACAGGGAACUCCACUAUCUCCUGAACGAAAACAUCGGCCAUAUAUCCUACGUGAUCGCACGGAUUCUGGAGCUCCUGCCCCAGUACCACGUCAACUCGACCGAGUUCAGGGAGGCCAUGCAGGUCUACUUCCGCGACCGGACCGAGCACUUCCUUCACGAACUCUACUGCUUCGCUUCGACUCCGUACGACAUGACCGGCUACGACCGCAACGUCCAGUACACGACGGACACCAGGAUAUCCACGAUGGUCAACGAGGUGAUAUCGAGCUCCGAGUCGGAGGCCAGCGUCGACUCGGACAUCGUGAUGGUGUCCAGCUCGGGGCCCGCCGACCCGCCGCCGGGCCCGUCCCGCCCGCCCGCGCCGGUGUACCCGCAGAACUACAUUCCCCAGCCCGCCGCCAACAACGUCAUCCCCAUCGAGACGAUAUCGCAGUCGGACACCGACGACGACGACGAGGUGAUGGUCGUCGGGUACAUCAAGCCGCCGCAGGACCGCACGCCCGAGGUCGUCGACCUGCUCGGCUCCGACAGCGACGUCAUCGUGCAGGACGCGCCCGCGGAGCCGCAGCCGCAGACGUCCGAGGCGCAGGAGGCGCGCCAGGCGCCGCUCGUCAAGCUCAUACUGAAGCGGCACGCCAUGGACGCGCCGCCGGACUCCGACAGCGACGACAGCAGCUACACGCCGCCGCCGCGCCGCCGCCGCCGCCCGCGCUCCGGCUCCGCCACCACCUCCGACACCUGCCGCAGCACGCCCGAGCCCGCCGCGCCGCCCGCGCCCGCGUCCGAGCCCGAACCCGCGUCGUCGCCGCGCGACAGCUCCAGCUCCAGCUCGAGCUCGUCGUACGCGUCGUGCGUGUCCUCCGCCUCCUCCUCGCCGUCCCUGUUCAUCGACACCGACACCCCCUCCUCGUCCAGCGAGGAGGACCGGAAGAGGAGGGCGCCGCGGAGUAAAAGAUUAAAACGGAAACGAGACGUCGAUCCCUCGAGCGCCGAGAGGAGGAGCAAGUCGCGCAAGUCGCGACCGCGCCGGGACCGGCAGGCGGCGAGGCCGGAGAAGGACAAGGCCGGGAAACGCAAACCCAACUCGGGGAAGGGAGCGAAGGCCGCGAGGAGGACCGAGCCGGCGCCGGCCCCCACGGAGGAGCCCGCCGCGCCGGAGCCCGGCCCGAGCGGCAGCGGCGCCGGCGGCCGCAAGCGGAGGGCGAGCGAGAGCAGGAAGCGCCGCCGGCCGAGCCGCGAGAGCAAAAGACUGAGGAGCGUUGUUAAUGUUAUGUAUAAUACUACAAAAAAGAACGGCGAGGCGAGCUCGAGCCCGAGCGGGGGCGCGCCGGGCAGCCCCGCGGCGCCGGGCGCCAGCCGCGUGGCGCGCGACUCCGACUCCGACGACGACCUGCCCCUCAACCUCACGGUCCAGAAGACCUAUCUGUCGCUGUGAGGCUCGUCAUGUGAUAGUAAUGUAUGAUUAUAUCAGAAAUGUGUCAAAGAUCAAUAAAUACGAAAACAGAUUGAAGGCCUCCGUAUGAUUGCCCGAUUUUAUUUUAUUAUUUAUAAACUUGUUUUAAGACUCGGAAGACGCGCCGAGCCGAUCCACCGAUGAUGAUCUCUUGACACGACUCUGCAUCACAAUAAAUGUUAUCGAGUUCGAUUCGAACGUUAGCUUUACUGUAAAAAGAUUUUAAUUGUAAUGACUACGGAUACGAGUUAUUCUAUAGUUGUGUAUAUUGUAUGUACUGUUUAUUAAAGUUAUUUUCUAGCUUAUAUCUUGUGAAUAUCAACCACAGUCUGCGCUUUGAGAAACUCGCCCGUUUUGUGCAGGUGUGCAGUGGCAACAUGCGACGUGGGUGUUUCGGUAAUCAUUACUUAAAUCACAAAAAUGAUCCUGUAUUAUGAACGCCAUUUGAUUUGCUAAACUGAACAAAAAAACAUUGGCAUUAUAAAAUUAAUCUACUUAAGUUGAAUCAAGAGAAUGCAAGCUUGAUUGAAGUGAUAUCUUUAUUGAAACAAGUGCAUACGAGUGUUACCAUGAAUGGCCUGUCGGAUUAUACAUUUUCAUAAUUUCCAUUGUUAUUUUGUUUUGAUAUACGGGUAUAAAGUUUUAUAUCGCUAGAAUUGAAAAUGAACAAUACAACAUGUGGAUUGAAAUUCAA